Cladocopium goreaui is the source of this 1734-nucleotide messenger RNA. Lineage: Eukaryota; Dinophyceae; Suessiales; Symbiodiniaceae. The record is from the annotation of a GenBank genome assembly.
GUACAGGAGACAAUGCAGAAGCAGGCAACACCACAGCAUGCAGCACCGCAGCAUGCAGCACCGCAGCAUGCAGCAAUCCCACAGAAAGAUGUUCAUGCAAGUAAGGCAUCCACUUCCCAUGCGAGCGCCUUCCCUGAGUCAACGCUAGCAACGACAGAUGUGCAAGACUCCCAAGUACUUGCGGUGGUGCCAGAUACCCAGAUGGAUGUUGAAGAGCAGCAGCCUUCUCUCGAGAAUGGCACCCCACCGCCCACCCAACCUCGAAUCAUUGCAAGCACUGAGAACCAAGAAUACUUUCCAGACAACCAGCUUGGACUGUACCCGGACUCACCAGGGUUUACACCCUCCCCUUCCAAGCCUGCUGAAGCAGCUAUCAGCCCUACAGUCAGCCUCGGACCUACUUGGGACGAACGUUACACAAGGGAGUUGCAACCUGAUGGCAGCUACCUCAAAAAGUUGAAGCCUGGCUGUGAGCCACCAACACCUGCAUCAUCACAGUCCUCCACGCCGACGCCCACUGCACCCCCAGCACCAAGCAGUCCUCCAAAACCAGCCGCGCCGCCAAGCACGCCACCAGCCCCUGCCCCUGAACUGACUGCGGCUGAACCGCCUGUCAUUGCACCCACUUUGGCCAGCGUGCCAACACCUUCAGCUUCUGUUCCCGAUCAUGUCCCAGAGUCACUGGUGCAGUCAAUGGCCCAGCUCAAGAUCUCAACACCAGCAAAGCAGCCAACGCAGAAGCAGGCACAUGAUGACAGCAUCAAGUUUGGACCUGUCACGCCAGAUGCAGUUAAAGCCUGGACGGCUAUCUUGAGACGUCAAAGCACUGACUCCAUCCCCGAAGUCGCCAGCCCAGCAGCACCCUCAUCAGCACCUGCUGUAACCUUGCAGCUGAUGAAGAUGGAUGACCGAGAGCUUGCCGCCAAACUGGCAUCUGUCAGGGCCAGUCCACUUUUCCAGGUUUUCCUCCAAGGUGUGGAUGAAAGCAUGCUCAUGGGCGAUCCGCUGAAAAUCUUGCUUGCCUAUGAGCUGUGGCAGCAAUUGGACCCACCACCAAAAGAAGUCUUGGAGCACAAUGCUCAGGACCCCAUGGCGGUUGAUGCCCAGAAGAAAGAGGCAAAAGCAACAUACAUGCGUUACUACCGUGCAGUGCGCAGCCCCAAAUGUCCGGAUGUAAUUGCUGUGAAAUUCAGGGAGGCUUGCCAAGACACCACGGGCCAACUAGCGGCUCAGCUGUUUGCCAGCUACAUAGAAUCUGGGGAAAACUGGCUGAGUUCUAGCAUUUACCUCUCGGAGACCCAGUCGCAUGACCAGACUGAAGGUGGUAGAUGGGCUUGGCUCACCAAGGCCGACUUGAUGUCCAAGUACCAUGGCAACGCAGUUCUCGUGGAGGAGUUGGUGACAACCAAGGCCCAAUCGCUCAAGUUCAGGAUGACAGCAUAUCCCUUUAAGGCUGUCACAAAAGCCAAUGUGAACUUGUUGGAGAUUUCCCAGUGGAACUUCCGCUUGGUAAAGGUUGUUGCUGAUGCUUUCACAAAGCAAAUGGAAGAUGAGGCUGACAAGCUUCGUGUUUCUAAGCAAGCCCUGGAACAGACUUUGGCUUCCGGUGGUGAUUUGACCCAGCCCACGAAGUCCCUGGAGGAUGCCAAUGAACAGUACAGGAAAGCAUCCCAGGCGAUUCGGAAGCAUACCACAGCCCCGAAGGAAAAACCAAAGGCCAAGGCAAAGGCACAG